UAUGAGCAGGUCGGUCUCAAGGGAUCAUUCGAGCAGAGGAGCUAAGAAAAUAUUUAAGGCAACCUUAAGAAGUCAUCGUAGUAUCUUUGAAUAUCCAACAUGGCCACAACUAUGAAACGAACUGCUGUAAUAUGCCUGGUUGUGUUAUCUUACAUCGCGAUAUCUGAAGCAUUCCCUCAUCAUGGAAAUGGUCAACAAAGUAUCUACGAACAUCUUAUCAAGUCUUGCCCCGGAUACGAGGAGAAGAAGCGAGGCGAGGGUGGCUGUAACUCUGAGGUCCUCGAUCACGUGCACGACUACGCCGAGGGGGUGAGAGAAACUCCGGGUUACAAUGGCGACAGAGUCGAGAGCUACCUCGAUCAGGCGAACAAUAAACAACUCUGCUACCUCGAUGAACGUUCCGUUGUCCAGACGGUCUUCGAUGGUUGUGCCGCUAUGGAGAUCGUGUGUGCAACACCUUCAACAGUCGUCGAUCGUUGUACCACCCUUAAAGCAAGGAGAGCUUUCCAUCCUCCCACCAUGCCAACCCGACGGGGAAAUACGAACCCGCCACCUACCCCUGGGCCAACGACCGCCGUACCGGCUACGACUGUCUGAACUAAACGCCUUAAGAAACUAACACAUUCUGCAGGUCACUAUCACCAAGGUAGCCGGUUAUAAGAACACACACAAUUCAACAAGUCCGACAGGUUCCAACGACACUUUCAACCAGUCAACUGGAACAACAAUUGCUUACUUUAGAUCCUAUGUCAUCUCCUCCAGGACGACAAUUGGGACCUUUCGCAAUCCUCACGGACGCUAAUAUUAGGGUCCCCUAACACAAAAGUUAACGCUUAAUCAUACACUUGAUUUUUAAGAUUGAAUGUGCAUUAUAGUCAAUAGAAUCAAACGUAGAAAACUGCUCUACAAUCAAUGCUAAACUUUGUGUUACAGGGGGGUUACAGGCCCUACAGAUCUGCUUUUCGUGUGCAAAAUCCUUUUCUGCGACACUCGCACCAUACAUAGCAUGUAUAUUACGACUGAUGGCUUGAGAUAUUCGAAAUGCAGACCUAAAAUAGAUUAUGACAUGGAUAAGAAAGUGGUUUUUCAAACAAAUCGAGUACAUAUUGAGUGAGGAAAAACUUACUGAAUGAAGGCUUAGAUAUAGAUCAUUACAGUCCAUCGAAUCGAUAUUACAUUUAUUGUGGAUUAUUGGUGUAUUACUGGCAAUUGAUUUCAUGGGUCAGAUCAACCUCUCCAGCCGAACAUUUCGCGUGAGUUGAUAAGUGCACACCAUUAUGUAAUACGUUUGAACUCGUUUCUUUUUGUUUCUUUUGUUUAUUUUGUUUAUUCAUUCUACACAAACGAUAUGCCUCUCGCACACGAUGUAAUGGGCAUUAUGUUUUACUUCCCCCAGAAAUGGGGGAUUAGAUUCAAAUUCCGGGGGGACCACUUCCAUUAAUGAGUGGAUACCAGGCACGACCAUGGGGUUUCGAAAAGUACCCUAAACAAGCUGGGAAUUAAUUCUUUUCCAGAUUAUGAAAAUGCAUCUCUUAACAAGAAUUUAGCUUGUGAAACCCUACAAGUAAUGGAUAUCCCUUUUUUGUCAGCAUUUUAAACAUCGUUUUGACACCCUUAUAACGUUACAUAGGCCUAUACGUAACGUACCUGCCCACUCUGUCCCCUUUUACGCGUGGUCGCUCCUGGUAUCCACUAAUCAAUGGAAGUGGGCCCCCCGGGCGGCCUCUCGAGCUCUAGGAGGAGUCAAAUGUGGCUUUGGAACGUCGUCCUCAAUGAGAUAUAUCGCUGUUACCAUAGUAGCAACCAAAAUUUUGCACACGAAACGCAUAUUGAAUGUUUCCGUCGCAGAUGCGAAACGAAAAAAAAAUCUCAUGUCACACAAUUUGCAUUGCAGGACGACCAUGAUGACGGGCCCAAAAAGUCUCUUCCAAAAUCAACUAACGUCGUAAAUAAGCGUGCGCGUCCUCAAACGAAAGGUCCGGAAUAAGAUUCUGAGCCUCAUCACUUAAUCAAAGACUACAAUACAAUAUACAGCUUUAAUCCCUUCGUCAUAGUACGAGCUGAUGACUUAAUUACCUUGUGCAGGAUCCGUAUAUCUGAAGAAUGAGAUACCAGAUUGAAAUUUGUUUGUAUAUUUUGUUUUCAUACUAAAUCGAAGUUUGAAUACUAAUAAAUUAUUGAUAUAUUA
Molecule: messenger RNA, 2188 nt
Organism: Lytechinus pictus (painted urchin)
Lineage: Eukaryota; Metazoa; Echinodermata; Echinoidea; Temnopleuroida; Toxopneustidae
Exons: 4
Coding region: 100-597 (165 amino acids)
Source: RefSeq, a predicted model, not a curated record